Molecule: messenger RNA, 6252 nt
Organism: Sabethes cyaneus
Lineage: Eukaryota; Metazoa; Arthropoda; Insecta; Diptera; Culicidae
Exons: 1
Coding region: 1-6252 (2083 amino acids)
Biological process (GO): DNA integration
Molecular function (GO): nucleic acid binding
Source: RefSeq, a predicted model, not a curated record
AUGCCGUCAUCGAAGCAUUCCACGGCUGGAUCCGGAAAGGUUGCAGAUGAGCAAGGUGGUUCAAGUGAACAGGUAGUCAAUGACGAUGUCAUGCAAAUCCCGCCCGGUCGAGAGAAAACUUCCGGUGCUAUUUCGAACACCCAGGUAAUUGUAGAGAAUACCAAUAAAACGAAUUGCCCCGUAACGGGAACAAUGUCAAAAGGGCAUGCUGUUGGAGAUGGUGUAAAAAAUAAACCGGGUAGCGCUACGAGUGUCAGACGUAAUCCGCCGCGGAACGGUCGCGCGAAUCGGGUGUCAAGCUGUCAGUUGUGUGAUGAGCUAGAUAACGAAGAUAUGGUUCAGUGCGAUAGCUGUGAUAUGUGGUACCAUUUUGCAUGCGUGAAUGUGACGGCGGAAGUUCAAUACGUUGACUGGAAUUGUUUCAAGUGUGCUGCAGCAAGUAACAAGCAAGUGGCUCCCCCUGUAGAAAAUCCAAGCAAAGGAUCUUUAUGUCAGCCAGGUCCACCCCCAUCCCAGCGAAGUAAAGGUAGUGCACGGAGUGGGAAAAGUGAGACGAGGAGAAGAUUGAAAUUGGAGUUGUUGAAGAUAGAGGAGGAAAAGAAGCUCGAGCAGAAGUAUUUGGAUAAGAAGUUUGAAGCGCUUCGUGAGUUCGGAAGUGAUACUGCUUCCGUCAUAAGCGAUUGCGGAGCGAGUAAAGCGUCGAAGAUCGCACAGUGGGUAGCGGAUACCGAACGUUGUGGGGAAGUGGAUUCCGGUUUAGAGCCUGAAGAGAGGGAAAGGUUUGUACCAAGCAACUUGUUGGAACCUGCAGAGCAUACUGCUCCAAAUCUCAGAGGGAAUCCCGAUGUUACCGGGUGCAAUCGUACUGUUCCUCGUGUCGUGGAUAAUAAUCCGACGUUAAGUGAUCCGCGUAUGUCUGCCCCUGCUCCAGUUCUCAGAGGGAAUCCUGAUGUUAUCGGAUGCAAUCGUACGGUUUCUCGUGUCGUGGAUAAUAAUCCGACGUUGAGCGAUCCGCGUAUGAUUACCCCCGCUCCAAAGCUCAGAGCGAAUCCUGAUGUUACCGAAUGCAAUUGUACUGUUCCUCGUGCCGUGGGUAAUCAUCCGACGUUGAGUGAUCCGCGUAUGUUUGCCCCAGGACAAAAGUCAACACCAAUGCGCUUGAGCCAACGAGCCCCAAUGCUUCCGCCUGCGCCACCAGUUGCUGAUGAAACGGUAUGCAUCCUAAACAGGAGUCAGCUUGCUGCAAGACAGGCAGUGUCUAAAGAUCUUCCCGACUUCAGCGGUAAUCCUGAAGAUUGGCCGCUCUUCUUUUCUGUUUUCAGUAACUCCACUCAUAUGUGCGGGUUUUCGAAUGAAGAAAACAUGCUGCGACUCCGAAAGUGCCUGAAGGGAAGGGCCCUGGAAGCUGUCAAAUGCCGUCUGCUCCACCCGUCCAACGUCGGAGGUGUUAUGUCUACAUUAAGAAUGCUGUAUGGGAGACCGGAAGCAAUCGUGCAAGCAAUCGUCAAGAAGGUUCGAGCUUUACCGUCACCAAACAUCGAUAGGCUAGAGACUGUCGUCAAUUUCGCGCUCACAGUAGAGAACUUGGUCGCAACAAUCCAAGCUUGUGAAGUACACGACUUCGUGUACAACGCCUCGUUACGAUACGAAUUAGUAGAACGACUACCUUCGACACUAAAAUUAGACUGGGCUAAGUACUCCAGGGACAAACCCAAUCCUAAUCUGCUCGACUUCAGCUCGUGGUUGUACUCAACGGCAGAAGAUGCUAGUGCGGUAAUGCCCUCGGCAACCGAUUAUUCAAAGUCACGCUUCAGUAAGAAGGAUGGAUUCCUGAACGCUCACUCAGAAAUCGAGGUAGCUAGCUCCAAGUCGUACACGGUUCCGCCAACAACGAAGUCUGCUAGUGUCAGUGAAUCCGAGAAACAAUGUCCCGUGUGCAAAGGUGCUUGCCCGAACAUUUCGAAAUGUAAGCGCUUCGCGGAAUUAAGCUACGACGCGAGGUGGGCAGCGGUAAGAGAAUGCAAACUGUGCCGAAAGUGUUUGAGGAAACAUAACGGAUCAUGUAGGCAACAAAGACCAUGUGGUACAAACGGCUGCACAUUCCUGCACCAUCCCCUUCUUCACAGCGAUGAGCGACAGCAAGCCCGUGGCUUCGCAACGGACACGACUGCUGAUAGAGCGAACGGCAAGACCUCUUAUCAAAAUUGUAAUACCCAUCAGGGUAAUUCAAAACUCCUAUUUCGGAUACUCCCGGUCAUUCUCUAUGGUCCGUCGAAAUCUGUUAAAGUAUACGCAUUUAUUGACGAUGGAUCCGAUAUCUCGUUGAUGGAACAGAAGCUGGCAGAAGAGUUGGGAGUAACCGGUUCAUCGAAGUCGUUGUGUCUCGGUUGGACAGGAGGUGCGCACCGAAUGGAGACUUCAUCAGAGUGUAUGAAUUUACAAAUCUCCAGCUGCAGAAAUCGGAAGCUGUACAAACUGACAUCCGUACAUACCGUAGAAAGUCUUAAAAUACGUCCGCAGUCACUUCAGUAUUCCGAGAUGCAAGUUAGGUACCCAUACCUUGCUGGCCUACCAGUUGAGUCGUACAAGAACGUCUGCCCUCAGAUCCUGAUAGGCGUCGAUAACCUUAGUGUCGGAAACAUACAGAACGCUCGAGAAGGACGAGCUGACGAACCAGUUGCCGUUAAGAUGCGAAUAGGAUGGACAGUAUUCGGAAGAUGUGGGUCCGGAAGCGAAAUGGUACAGUCCGUUAACCACCAUUCCGUUAAGGUCUGUCAGUGCAACAAAGACUCCGAUGAAGACCUUCACCAAGCCGUAAAAGGUUUUUUCUCGCUGGACAGUCUCGGAAUCAGUAAACCAGAAAAACUGCUCCAGUCACAAGAAGAUCGCCGUGCAGAGAUGCUGCUUGAAACGCUAACGAAAGCGAAAGAUGGGAGGUAUGAAUCUGGACUUCUGUGGAAGUACGACAAUGUCCGCCUUCCGGACAGUAAAGGAAUGGCUCUGAAGAGAUGGCAGUGCCUAGACCGACGAAUGAAACAGGAUACGGUGCUGGCAAAGGCAGUGAGAGAAAAGAUAGAAGAUCACGUACAAAAGGGAUACAUUCGAAAGCUGACUGAAGAGGAGAUCCAGGCCGAACAACAUCGUGUGUGGUAUUUACCCAUAUUCCCGGUAGUAAACCCAAACAAACCUGGAAAGACAAGGCUCGUAUGGGAUGCAGCCGCAGCCGUCCAUGGUGUUUCACUUAAUUCUGUACUGCUAAAAGGUCCAGACCUACUCACGUCUCUGCUGUCCGUCUUGAUCCAGUUUCGCGAAUAUCGUACUGCCGUUUGCGGUGACAUUCGGGAAAUGUAUCACCAAGUUCAGAUACGAGAGGAAGAUCAGCACUGCCAGCGCUUUUUCUGGAAGGACAAGGAGUCCGACGUGAACCCUAGCACAUAUAUAGUACAGGUAAUGACCUUUGGAGCCUGCUGUUCGCCGAGUACCGCACAAUAUGUGAAAAACACGCAUGCGGAGAGAUUCGAGCAGGAAUACCCCGCAGCCGUUGAGACGAUAGUCAAACGACACUACGUCGACGACAUGUUAUUGAGCGUGGAAAGGGAAUUACAAGCAAUCCAACUAUCUAAGGAAGUGCGAAUGAUACAUGCAUCAGCCGGUUUCGAGAUUCGCAAUUGGACAUCGAAUUCACCGGCGGUCCUGAACGCGAUGCUUGAGACGACGGCAGGGGAGAAGAAUCUAAGCGGCGAGAAUUCAGUCGAGAAGAUCCUCGGCAUGUGGUGGGAUAGCUCCUCAGACCAUUUCACUUACAAGAUCUCCACUCGUAUAGACAAGCUUCUUCUGUCCGGACGACUUCGACCAACCAAACGGCAGGUUCUUCGAACUCUAAUGAUGGUUUUCGAUCCAUUAGGGCUCAUAGGACAUUUCCUGAUGAUUCUAAAAACACUACUCCAGGCGAUCUGGCGAACCUCCAUCGGUUGGGAUGAUCCAAUAGAAGAUUCACACUUCGAAAAGUGGAAUACAUGGUGCUCAGCACUUCCAGCGAUAACUACCCUCGAAAUUCCUCGCUGCUAUCGAACGCUGACCACCACAGGCGACGAUAACGAUAUCCAGCUACAUAUAUUCGUGGACGCAAGCGAAACUGGCUAUGCUGCCGUGGCUUAUUUGCGAUUCCAGGAAGGAAAUACCAUCGAAUGUGCGCUAGUAGGUUCCAGGACCAAAGUUUCGCCACUCAGGUUCCUCUCCAUCCCUCGUUCCGAGCUUCAAGCUGCAACUAUCGGUGUCCGACUCGCUGACACAAUCUGCCAAUCGCUGUCCUUCCCGGUGAAACAACGAAUGUUCUGGACGGAUUCGAAGGACGUAAUCUGCUGGCUAAACUCCGACCAUCGGCGAUACACUCAGUACGUCGCAUUCAGAGUUAGCGAGAUUCUGGAAGGAUCUGAUAUGCGGGAGUGGAAUUGGAUUCCGAGCAAACUGAACGUCGCGGACGAAGGCACCAAGUGGAAAGGCCACCCGGAUUUGACCCCUUCUAGUCGUUGGUUUCGGGGACCAGAGUUCCUGUGGAAAACGCCAGACCUUUGGCCCAUCUCAAAGGUUUACAUAGAAAACACAACCGAAGAACUUCGCCCUCAUCUCUUGUACCACACCACCAGAGUUGUAGAAACGGUAAUAAAUUUGAGUCGUUUUUCCGAUUGGCGGAAGCUGCUACGCUGUACUGCUCGCGUCCUCCGUUACGUGCGUAAUCUGAAGCUCUACACACAAAAGAAGAUGCGAAAGGACGGCCCGCUACGAAAAGACGAACUUGCCGAUGCCGAGUGCUAUUUAUUUCGUACAGCGCAGGCGGUCUACGUUGACGAAAUCACCAUGCUCUCAAAAAACCAAAAUUCGGAGAACCCUGACAAGAACAUACCCAAAACCAGUCCACUUUACCACCAGUGCGUCUUCCUUGAUAACAGCAAUCUGCUUAGAAUACGAGGCCGAACACGUGCCUGUCCUUUCGUCACCAGGGACGCCGCUCAACCAAUAGUGCUCCCUCGCGAACACACAAUCACCCGGCUCCUUCUGCUCGACUUUCACAAACGAUUCAAACACCAGAACCAUCAAACCAUACUGAACGAAGUAAGACAGCGGUUCCGUAUCCCCAAAUUGAAAGCCACUUACAACAAUGUCCGCAAAGAGUGUCAAGAAUGCAAAAACAACCACGCGGUUCCCCAGCCUCCGGCAAUGAGUGAUCUACCAUCACAAAGACUCGCUGCGUUUACACGACCGUUCACAUACGUAGGGGUGGACUAUUUCGGCCCUAUGACAGUAACCGUAGGAAGACGGUCUGAAAAACGGUGGGGAGUCUUAGCAACAUGCCUCACAAUACGCGCUAUCCACAUAGAAGUAGCUCACACACUGACGACCGAUUCGUGCAUUCUAGCAAUCCGUAAAUUCAUGGCCAGGAGAGGCGUGCCAUCCGUCAUCUUCAGCGAUCGAGGCACCAACUUCCAAGGGAGCAGCAAAGAGCUUCGGGAGGCUUUGAAGAGCAUCAACCAAGAACAGCUCAUCAAAGAGUUCACGACACCCGACACGGAAUGGACUUUCAUCCCACCGGCUUCCCCGCACAUGGGCGGUGCAUGGGAACGCAUGAUCCAGAGCGUGAAGUUAAACCUGGAUAAACUGAAAUGGGGAAGGCUUCCAACUGACGAAGUCCUACACAGUACGCUUUUGGAGAUCGAGAACAUAAUAAAUUCACGACCACUAACCACCAUUCCCAUGGACAAUGAUGAAUCACCAGUACUCACGCCUAACCAUUUUCUGCUGGGUUCAUCAAAUGGACUGAAACCGCUGGUACCUUACAAUGCUACUCCCACGACGCUUCGAAACAGCUGGGAACAGCCACAAGUUGUGGCCAACGAAUUCUGGCGAUGGUGGCUGAGAGAUUAUCUGCCCGUCAUCACCAGACGCACGAAAUGGUUCAUGAACGUGAAACCGAUCGAGGUAGACGAUAUUGUGCUAAUCGCAGAUCCUAAGGCUCCUCGUAAUAGCUGGCCCUUAGGACGAGUCAUCGCAACUAGACCAGGACGAGAUGGACAAGUGAGAAGCGCUACCGUGCAAACCAACAAAGGCAUCUACGAACGACCUGCGGUGAAACUCGCCGUGCUCGACGUAGGCGUUAGAGAUCAACACGCCUUCAGAAGACCUUCUGCGCAUUCGGGGGGGAGUGUAAGCUCGCCCGUCGAUCAGUCAACCCCUCGUUUCACCGCUACGACGUAG